AUGGAGGUGGAGGAGGAGGAAAGACGCUCUCCACACGAUCAUGUGGAUCGGUGUGUUCCCGAGAGCUUCUUUGAUCGCGUAACGCAAGGGUUACGCGACGAUCUCGAACAUGAGCGGAAUAGGCGUCUCCAAAUGGCGGACAAUGCCUCGAAGCAUCGAGCUGAGUUUGCCUUUGCUCAGCUCGAGAACGAGAGAUCUCUGACAUCUCUUCGUGACGAGCUAAGGGUAGCUCGUGGGAUUGUUGAUCGGUCUCGGGCUGAGAUAACUUCUCUUCAGACCCUUGUUGAUGCCCACCAUCGGGAGCACAAGGCUCUCUGCGAGAUGCUUGAGCGCAAGGGCGUUCUUCAUCGGAAGAAGCAGCGUACUGAUGGUACGGCUUAA
Messenger RNA from Peronospora matthiolae, 381 nucleotides. The record is from the annotation of a GenBank genome assembly. Lineage: Eukaryota; Oomycota; Peronosporomycetes; Peronosporales; Peronosporaceae.